UAUUUGGUCUUUGAGCUGUGUAGUCGGGGCGAGGUGUUCAAUCUGAUUGAACCGCGAGCCGGCAUUCGCCGCGACCUGUUGGGGCCCAUCUAUGCACAGCUGAUUGAUGCCGUGACCUAUCUACACACCAAGGGCAUUGCCCACCUGGACAUCAAGCCAGAGAACAUGCUGCUCAAUCAUGACGGCCGCCUCAAACUCUGUGACUUUGGUCUCUCUGUUUUGAGUGAGGACGGGCCUCUGUAUUCCUGCCGCGGCUCGACCGGCUACGCAGCGCCGGAAAAUCUCAAAUGCCACUACGCGGCCGUCGCCAAGCGUGCCGUUCAAGGUUACGAUCCACUCAAGGCAGACGUCUGGUCCUGUGGAGUGGUGCUCUUUGUGCUUUUUUACGGCUACACCCCGUGGGAUAUUGCUCGCGAGGCGACGCCCGAGUACCGUCUCUACAAGCACACCGAGGGCUACCCCAACAGCAAACCCUGGACCAAGAUGGCUUCAGUCUUCCGCAACCUCUUUCACCGGUACUGCAUGGCCUCUCUGCUCGUCACCCGUCACCGUGCCCGCCGCAAUGCGUUGGGCUGCAUCUGUCCGCCCAAGUGUCUCCGCUCAUCUUUCCUUGCUUGCUGA
Monosiga brevicollis MX1 is the source of this 621-nucleotide messenger RNA. RefSeq lists its product as uncharacterized. Gene Ontology annotation, cellular component: cytoplasm; site of double-strand break; nucleus. Lineage: Eukaryota; Choanoflagellata; Craspedida; Salpingoecidae. Gene Ontology annotation, biological process: protein phosphorylation; mitotic G2 DNA damage checkpoint signaling. The transcript has a single exon. The record is from RefSeq and is a predicted model, not a curated record. Gene Ontology annotation, molecular function: ATP binding; protein kinase activity. The annotation marks the transcript as partial.